UGGGGGGGUACCCUAACCAACUAUAAAAGUUUCUCAAUACAGAGUCAGUCACACACACUCUCACACACAAUCACAACUAUGUUAUCUGUAUCUUCUUCUUCUUAGACCCUCACAAUUCACAGUCUCAGAAAGCAAUCAAAAAAAAAAAAAAAACAGAAAGAGAUUUAGUGGCAAACCUCACAUUUCAAGAAGCCAUGGCCACAGAGACUGGUUUUGCUUUCUGAAGUUGGUUUCUUCAUGAAUUUCAGUUAAGGUAUAUUGAUCUUUCAAUCCAAUAAAGACUAGGAACUUUUAAAACAUUUAUAUCAUAAAAUACCAAGUGUUUAUCUGCUAAACUAUGGACACUUCUGACCCUGCAAGUAUUACUUGUGGCGAGGUUAAGUCUGAGUUGCCACAUCAUCCAUCCAAAAAACCAUUAAAGAACCACUCAAAUUCAUCGUCAAACAAACAAACUUCUAUUUUUUCACUUACCAUAGAUGAGUUUCAAUACAAGAGUGGGAGGAGUUUUGGGUCAAUGAAUAUAGAUGAAUUCCUCAAUAGUGUGUGGGGUGUGGACGGGAAUCCAGUUUAUUCAAAUACCAACCAAAACGAAGCGACUGACGAUGAAAAUGCUGCCACUCCGAUAGACCUACCUCGUCAAGGCUCGUUUUCUAUCCCUACCCCACUUUGCAAUAAAACUGUGGAAGAAGUUUGGGCAGAGAUUAAUAGAAGCCAAUCACCACAACACAACCUGAACGGUAUUAGUGAUGACUUUUUUGAACGCCAACAAACAUUUGGGGAGAUGACUCUAGAAGACUUUUUGGUAAAGGUAGGUGUAAUCCAAGAAACAACAGAUAUUUCUCAACAAAAAGUUGCAGACGAUUUCCAAAAUCAUAGUGGGAAUUUUCCAUGUAAUGAGACGUGUUUGGAUCCUAGUAUCGGAUCGAGACCUAUGAUGGGUCUCGAAUUCUCUCAUCCAAGUAGUGAAAAUAACUUUUUGGGCAAUGGUUCUCCGAUGUACCAAGUAUUCACACCCAAUGCAGGCUUUGUGGGAGAACCAUCUAACAACAUUGGAAAUGAAAAAUGUAAUGGCGUGCGAGAAGUGGAAGAGCCACAUACCAAAAAGAGGAUGACAAGUGGAAUUAUGGAGCUGGCAGUGGAGCGAAGACAUCGAAGGAUGAUAAAGAAUAGAGAGUCAGCGGCACGAUCUCGAGCCCGGAAACAGGCAUACACAGCAGAAUUAGAAAUAGAGCUAAACCAAUUGAGAGAAGAAAAUUCAAGGCUCAAGCUCAUUGUGGAGGAAUCUAGGAACAAACAGAAGCAAGAGGAGUUGAAAGAGAAGGCACAUUGGACAGCAGAGAAGUUCAAGAAAAUGAGGAGGACCUCAAGCUUGGAUUGGUGAAUAGAAUGAAUUUUAUGGGUGGGGGGCUGAAACAAAAAUAAAACAAAACAAGAAUGUUUGGUUUGAGAAGUAUAAGACAUAUUACAAACUGUUUUCUUUAUGCAUGUAAAAAGUUCAGACAUAAUGUUUACCUUUGAAUAGAUAAGUGCAAUAAUGUCAUUUAGGCAAGGAAUUGUCUGUAUAUUUCUUUUGGGAUACAAUGCUUACAUUGAGAAACAAUUACAAUAAUGUUAUUUUGGUUAAAGAGUGCAUGUACUUUCUGUUCUUUCCAAAAUUUAAAUUUGUUCAUGAUAAUGGGUAUAUAAUAUCUUCUAGUUCCUUGCAUC
Messenger RNA from Camellia sinensis, 1707 nucleotides. It is a transcript of the gene DPBF2, whose product is annotated as Basic-leucine zipper (bZIP) transcription factor family protein. Gene Ontology annotation, biological process: positive regulation of DNA-templated transcription. Lineage: Eukaryota; Viridiplantae; Streptophyta; Magnoliopsida; Ericales; Theaceae. Gene Ontology annotation, cellular component: nucleus. Gene Ontology annotation, molecular function: DNA-binding transcription factor activity. The record is from RefSeq and is a predicted model, not a curated record.